This is a messenger RNA of Eurypyga helias (sunbittern), 635 nucleotides long. Its product is annotated as disintegrin and metalloproteinase domain-containing protein 11-like. Gene Ontology annotation, biological process: proteolysis. The annotation marks the transcript as partial. Gene Ontology annotation, molecular function: metalloendopeptidase activity. The transcript has 7 exons. Lineage: Eukaryota; Metazoa; Chordata; Aves; Eurypygiformes; Eurypygidae. The record is from RefSeq and is a predicted model, not a curated record.
GCUGCCUCUUCCCUGCGCUGAACCAGCACCUGACGGGCGGUUUACCAAAGCUGCGGCGGCGGCGGCAGGUUAGUGGGGGACACAGCAACUUUGCCAAGUCUGUGGUCAACCUGGCCGACAUGAUCUAUAAGGAGCAGCUCAACACGCGCAUCGUGCUGGUGGCCAUGGAGACAUGGGCCUCGGAGGACCGGAUCCGGAUGGGACAAGACUCCCUGGAGACCUUGAACGAGUUUGUGAAGUACCGGCGUGACGGGCUGGCACAGCAGAGUGACACUGUCCACCUCUUCUCGGGUCGGACGUUUCAGAGCAGCCGCAGUGGCACUGCCUUCGUGGGGGGCAUCUGCUCGCCCACCCGCGCGGGGGGUGUCAACGAGUACGGCAACGUGGCGGCCAUGGCAGUGACGCUGGCGCAGACGCUGGGGCAGAAUGUGGGCAUGAUGUGGAACAAGCACCGUGUGGCUGCAGGGGACUGCCGGUGUCCGGACUCGUGGCUGGGCUGUAUCAUGGAGGACACAGGUCCCUGCCAAGUCCAAGGUAACAGUGCCGGUGUCAAACCCAGUGACAGCGCCGGACCCUUGCGCCUGAUGGCAAAGAGCAAGUGGUUCGAGGGUCCUGCUGUUCCACCGGAGACGUGA